GUGAAUUGAGGGGAAAACGGAGCCGCAAUGGGUUGCAAUACUCGGUACAGCAAUUAGGUCCAUCUACUUGCGCCACGUGAAGUGCUGCUCUACGCACCGUGCAUAGCCAAAUUAGGGUCCCUCAGUGGCAAUGUUGUAAAUCCGUGCCUAUUUGAGGCUACCGUGGUGUUCGCUGGACUCAAAGGUACAUCUCUCUCUCUCUUCCCGGCUGCCCUUUUGGAGGGAGCCCAGAAAUCAUUGAGAGAGAGAGAGAGAGAGAGAGAGAGACGCGGCGCUUACCAUCCCCUUCGUCCUCGGACGGCCUACAGCGGUAACGAAAGAUGGCGCCCAAGGCCGACAGCGUCGAAGGCAUCGUUCUGAGCUUCGUCAAUGAGCAAAAUAGGCCACUAAAUUCUCAGAAUGUUGCUGAUGCCCUUCAAAAGUAUAAUCUCAAAAAGACUGCAGUCCAGAAAGCAUUGGACACAUUAGCCGAUAGUGGACAAAUUUCAUUCAAGGAGUAUGGCAAACAGAAGAUUUACCUUGCUCGGCAAGAUCAGUUUAAGAUACCUAAUGGACAAGAGCUUGAUCAGAUGAAGGAGGAAAAUAGCAAGCUACAAGAAGAGCAGAAAGUCCAAAAGAAAGCGAUAAGUGAUGUUGAGGCUGAAAUUCGAGCUCUGCAGUCAAACUUGACAUUGGAAGAGAUACAUGCUAAAGAGGCUAAACUCCAGAUUGAGGUCCAUGAAAUGGAAGAAAAAUUGAAGAAAUUGCGUAGUGGGGUUGUUUUGGUGAAACCAGAAGACAAAAAAGUUAUUGAAGAAACAUAUUCUGAGAAGAUCGGUCAGUGGAGAAAGCGCAAGAGGAUGUUCAAAGAGCUAUGGGAUGCUAUAACUGAAAACUCACCCAAGGAUAUCAAAGAAUUUAAGGAGGAGCUUGGUAUUGAGUAUGAUGAAGAUGUUGGAGUUAGCUUGCAGUCCUAUUGUGAAUUGUUCAAUCUCAGCAAGAAGAGAAGAACGGCCUAGUAAUAUAUCUUCUACUAUGUUUCCUGGGGAUUGGGCUUUGUUCUUUUACCCCCCUUUUUUUCCCUCCCCUAAGUAAAUAUGUUGGAGCAAAUUGAUCCUUCGUGUAUUCUAAAGAGAAAGGAGAUAAUGAUCUGCAGUUCUCCCAUCUAGUUUUAACCAUUGUGAUAGUGCUGUAGAUUAAU
Molecule: messenger RNA, 1180 nt
Organism: Phoenix dactylifera (date palm)
Lineage: Eukaryota; Viridiplantae; Streptophyta; Magnoliopsida; Arecales; Arecaceae
Gene: AHP2
Product: Tat-binding protein 1(Tbp-1)-interacting protein (TBPIP)
Biological process (GO): meiotic joint molecule formation; meiotic strand invasion involved in reciprocal meiotic recombination; homologous chromosome pairing at meiosis
Cellular component (GO): condensed nuclear chromosome; DNA recombinase auxiliary factor complex
Molecular function (GO): double-stranded DNA binding; recombinase activator activity
Source: RefSeq, a predicted model, not a curated record